GUGUCGUGAGAAACGCGAUGCGCGAAUCUUGAUGUAUGUCGUGCGAGACGCACGCGAUUUCUACCUGGCGUGAGAUACCGGGUGAAACCUGUGCGAUAAACGCGGCUUCGCGCGCGGCCGGUCCGACUGUCAUCGUUGCGACAAGCGACACAACCGGCUACGUACGUCCGUAAACGCUCGAGAUCGGCACACGGCGCAUCGUAACUGGUACGUUCUCAUCGAGAAACGCCAUUUUGUGGUGCGCGCUGAUCAGGGGGGGACGUAAACAUCGAACUUUCCAAUUGUAUUCGGUUGCGGUGGGACGACGAUCUCAUCGACGCGUCGCCGUCCGUGCAACCCUUUCGUAAACGGCCGACGUCGCUCCUGCGAUCCCGAUGUACGUUACGGCACGACAUCGCCCCGUGUCGUGCUGACGCGGCGACGUUUCGCGCCAAAUCACCCCGUUGGGGACGCACACCUGGCGCACGCAGGAACAGCUGUCGCCGCGUCGCCGAUCGCACGAUAUCGGCGUUUCCCUCGCGAUUUCCGGACGCUUAUUCGUCCAAAGUCAGAGUUGCAGCGUGACAAGAUUUAAUUGUUAAAUGAGACUUGAGUGCUGUGACAAAAAUGACAGUAUUAUCCAGAUAAAUAUUCUUAAAGAGACUUGAAGAUGUGCUUUUUGUCAUUCUAAAGAGGCUUGAUGAGUGAACAAAAAUAUAAGGAAUGGUAUUCUAUUGGAUUCAGCUGGAUGUCAGAUAAGCUGAAAAAUGUCUGGUGAUUCAGGAUGGAACGCCGUUAUUCACCAUCCCUCGGAUUUAGAAUUGCAAAAUUGGAAUUGGGAAGAAAACGAUGGGGAGCAAGAGAAGGAGCUCCCCUCAACCGUUGAUAUGGAUGCCAUAAAGGGUGGUGGUAGCUGGGAUCCUGCUACUGAACCUAAUGGAACAGAUUCGGUCGAUUCCGAAGAAGAUUCUGAUUCCGACGACGAAAGCUCUGGUGGUAGUGAAGGCAGUUGCUCUUAUUCAGAUUCUAAUUCAGAGUCAGACGACGAAAGUAGCGGUGACGAGGAAGAGGAUAGUGGAUCUAAUUCGGACUGCUCUUCCGAGCACAGCGAACAAACGUUUUCCAUUCAAGAGACUAACUUUGAACAAGGUGCAUUGAAAUUGAAAAUCACCAUGAAAGGUCCGAAAAAGGAGGACACUGAGAAAGUUAAAUGCGAAAAAGGCAGAAGGAACAUUCCGAAAAAAUCAAAUAAGACCAACCAAGGAAAUAAGUCCUCAGAAUGUAGUAGCGAAGAUUCAGAUUCAUCUGCGAAUCACGUGCAAUCGCAGACACAACAGCAAUCGUCGCAACAGCAUCACGCGCCGUUACAAGAAAUCAACCAGGAAGAUUUGGCGACGAUUUUACCGCCACAGGAGCAAGAAGACGCGCCGUUUGACGGAUUCGAGGACUCCGAAAGUGGCCGGCUGGUGUCGAAAGCGAUCGAACGCAUGUCGCUCGGCGCGGAUUCGGACACAAGCGAAAACGGCGAUCAGAAUCCAGUGCCGGUGUAUAGUUCUACUCUGUUGCAGCAAUUCGUGGAAAAGACCGCCAUGCUGUCGGAACCGCGAAAGAGACGCAGCAAGUGUGGUAAAAAGGUGAACAACGACAACGAGUACCCGUGCGUGUCGAAUGUGUCGCCCGAUUCUGGCAUUCAAUCGGUAGACAACAGUCCGCUGCACUUGGCGGUCAGUCCUGUCAGUCCGUCAGCGCCGACACAAUCUCCGAUCCAACCGCCGAUCACCACUAAACCGGCGGUGAACGUCGAUCGAGUUUUGUAUCCGCCUAAACGGAAACCCGGCAGACCGGCGAAGGCGGUGUCCACGCAACCGCGCGGACCCGGCAGGCCGCGUUUAAAGCCGGAGGUCGAGAAGGUUCAGAAGGUCGAGAAGGUUCAGAAGGUCGAGAAGAUUCAGAAGGUCGAGAAGGAGAAAAAUGAAUCUUCAAAAAAUCUAAAGAAUCCUGAUUCUCGGUCGACAGAGAAGAAAGAGGCUACUAAGGAAACAGCCGCGAAGAAGACGAAAGAGGACGCGUCCGUGAUGAGAAAACGAGGUAACGCGAAGUCCGUUGCGCCGAAGGAGGAAAAGGAAGAGGCAGCUCCCGUGAGUAAAAGAGUCAAGGGUAAGCCGGCGACGUAUCAGAAGAAGCGUUUCGGCAGUCUGUCGAAGCUCGUCCUUCCACAGGACAACGUCCAUCCAAAAACGAGGAAAAGUACGGGAUCGACGAGCUCGCCGAUGCGAGUAAAGUGCCUAAGCAGAUCCGCGAGCAAGCUCGUGUCGCAGUGCGACGGUAGGAGUUGCAGGAAAGUCAGGCAGGAGAGAACAUGCACGCAAUCCAACAAGGCGUCGGUGCCGUUGACACGACAAAAGCAAACGUCGUGCGAGCAUCAGGUCGCCAACGACCCGAAGGUGUCGAGCACCGGUAAAAGAACCGGCUCGAAGGAAAACAGGAGCAACGCGACGGUCGUCGCGUCCCGAAAGCAGAAUCUGGCGAAGAAGACUGCGCCACCAGCCACGACGAGGCGUGUGUUGAAGGAGAACAAAUGCAACAAGAAGACGACUGCGGCGAACUUCGAGAGUAACGGCGUGGGUGUGCAAACGUUAAUAUCGUUGCCGGUCGGUCAUAUAUUGAAGGCGGAAAACGCGGAGCGCGCGUCCGGCAAUAGCAAGUGCGACAAGGCGAUGCAGCCGACGCAGCACAAUCAUUGCCACAAGACCCAUCAUCACCAUCAUCAUCACCACCAUCAUCACAAGCAUCGUCGGAGACUGGUCGCACCACCGAAGAAUCCGAUCUUCAUCGAUCCGAGCAUUAUCCAGGAACUGGAGAAACUGAUCGAGGAAUUCAAGAGGUCUUGCAGUCUCGGCAGGAACAACGCCGGCGCUAAUCACUCCGAAUUGCCGCAGAUCUUCCGCGUGAAGAAGCUGACGAAGAAGAGAAAAGGUGAGGCCAGCGUGAACGAUGAUCAGAAGUUGAAGCGGCGCUUGAAGAAGGAAAAGGUGCUGGCGGGCGCCGAUUCCAAGAGCAGCGCGAACACCAGCACGAGUUCGAAUCCGAACGAGCAGCGGCUGCCUCUGAAGAAGCGCCACUAUCACGUGUCGAGUCCGCACAGCUCACAGAGUUCGAACGCGAGUUGUGCGGACGCGAACGCGAACGAGUCCAACUCUACGGAGAGCCAUAUAGAGGAGGCGAUCGAAGCGACUAUCACGAGAUACGGUGGCGGCGGCGGCGGCGGCGGCAGCUCGACAUCCUCCGUACACGAAGACGCCGUGCCGGUGAAGAAGCCGCGAGACGCCGAGAACGCGGCGCCUGAGAAGCCGGCCAGCGACGAGGACAAGUCCGUCGUUCAAUCUGAGGUUCAACCGCGCCGGAAGAAGAAAAUUAUCAAGGAUCUCCGCGUCACUGUCACGAAAUUGCUGUCUGAGAAUCACGGUGUUCUCGACAAGAGCGACAAGUCGGACAAGUCCGCGGAGAAAGGUUCGAAAACUACGGAGAAAUCUGGCAAGUCGGAAAAGGCGGUGGUGGAGAAGCCGACUAAGGCCGACAAAGCGCAAUUAGAGGAAAAGGCGAACGUCGAGCACGUUCGCACGGAAAAGAAUAUCAAGGUCGACCUGGAGACAAACGCAUCCGAGACAUUCGAGGACGGCGAGACCGUUGCCGAGACCAAAGUAGCUCAGAUCGGCAACUCGAGCGUGCCGAAUCUCAUGAACAACACCGCGGCUACGAUUCUUACGAAGAAAAAGAUGCGAAGGCGGAAGACCAUCAAUCGCACGGGUUUCCCCACCCUGAAGAAGAAGAAGAAAAAGCUCAUCGAUUCUCCAGGAGUAACGAAAUCAGCGAUGCCGGCCGGCACGAAUGGAGUAUGCAAAACGUGCAAGGAUCAGGACGCGCCCGAGGAUGCGGAGGACAAUAAGGCGUCUUUGACGGAGAACGGCGCUCAGGACACUCCGACGGAGAAAAAGGACGGCGGAGCUCACGCUAAAAGCGACGUGAAGAAUCUGGAUAAUUCUAGCACGAUGCAGGAGACGUCUAGUCGAAGCGGCUCCGACGAGGUGGCCGAGUCCAGUCCCACCAGUGGUCAGCUGCGCGUACGCAAGGAUCUCGUGGAGUCCGACAGCAGCGUGCUAUCCGAGAAGCUCUACCCGAGUCCGAUCAAGGAUGAGAAACUUCUCGAUUGUCGACAUUCCACGAUCUACGACGAAAACGCGUCGCUCGAGGAGUCGCUCGAGCGUUACAAUCAGAGUAUGCAGCGUAUCGCCGAAUUAAACGAAGAGAACCUGAGGAAAUUGGAGCGUGCGAGUGCGCAAGCGGCGGCGGGCGUCAAAAUGGAGCUGUCCGGCUGUUUCAAUAACAAUCACAAGCGACGACGCGGUUCGAGCAGUCCCGCUAAUCUGUAUGUUGGUGGCAGGAGUGCGAAAAGAUUGAGAAGUGCGGGCUACGACACAGAAAGCGAGGCGCCGCCGAGCAGCGAUGUGGCUAGUGAGGAUCAGGAGGUUAGGAAACCUGCUGGUCCGCCUACUUACAAUCGAAAGAAACAGUCACGGUGGAAAAAGCGAUAUUUGCAGACCAGCAAUAUGUUUUCCGAGUGCAAGAAGAAUCUUGAAUCCAAGAAGCUCGAGAGAAACGACAUUGUUUGUCCAAUCGAUGAGCAUAACACUGCGGAACAAUUGUCGAACAUCACUGGAAAGUUGCUGCGACAGAAGAAAACACCAUUUCAACUGCAGUAUGAUUUGUUAUGGCUGCACGAUCAGUCGAAAUUGUCCGGUCGGGACUCGGAUGUUCCAUCAUGGAAUUACAGAAAAAUUCGAACAAAUAUUUAUUACGACGUUAAGCCGACUACUCUUUACGAAGCACAAGCCUGCGAAUGCAAGCCGGAAAGCGGUUGCGGGGAUGAUUGUAUUAAUCGCAUGGUAUUCAGCGAAUGUUCACCGCAGCUGUGUCCUUGUGGCGAAAAAUGCGAGAAUCAAAAGAUUCAGAAACACGAGUGGUCACCAGGAUUAUUGAGGUUCAUGACGAAGGAUAAGGGAUGGGGAGUGAAGACGCAACAAGCGAUCAAGUCAGGGGAUUUUAUUCUCGAAUAUGUGGGCGAAGUUGUGUCGGAGAGGGAAUUUAAAUCAAGGAUGGCGACUAGAUAUGCCAACGACACGCAUCACUAUUGCUUGCACCUGGACGGUGGACUGGUGAUCGACGGCCAUCGCAUGGGUGGCGACGGUAGAUUCGUCAAUCACUCAUGCGAGCCCAAUUGCGAGAUGCAGAAAUGGAGUGUGCUUGGUCUACCACGUAUGGCUUUAUUCGCAUCGAGGGACGUUAAACCGGGGGAGGAAUUAACGUAUGAUUAUAAUUUCGCGCUCUUCAACCCUUCGGAAGGACAGCAGUGUAGGUGUGGUAGUAGCGCUUGCAGAGGUGUCAUAGGUGGAAAAAGUCAAAGGGUGACAAAAAGCAUUUCAUCUCUACCGUUGCAAGUGGGAUCCACGGAAAGAAGAUCAGUGGGCAGGCCACGGAAAAAUAUUCGAAAAUCAAACACGGUACAAUCGGCCAACUCGAAGAGCAUCUGCAAAUCUCGCAAAGUGGGAGAUCCGAUUUUAACGCACAACACGCCACAAUUGAAACCGAUGUCUUACCAGCAGCGAUGCUUCGCGCGCGAGCAUCAUUGCUUCUUGCUGAGGAAUCUGGAGAAGGUGCGGCGACUAAAAACUGCAUCGGUGCAGCAGGUUCAAGUGCAGAAUGGAAAGACGAAGAUCGGUAAUGCGAGCGCUGCGAAGGAAAAGAGCUCCGGCGAUUCGAAGGCGCAGUCUGAUGCAUUUUUCUCGCAAUUAACCGCGCUGACGAACACCAACGCGCGAACCGUGCGAACGCGUAGACUCGCACAGGCACAGGACGAUCCGGAGGUACACAAGACUGCAAAAUUAGCUAAGGUACUAAAAGAUUUAUAUACGAUCGUUACAACGGCGAAUGACGAAAACGGUCAACCGUUGUCCACUCCGUUUAUGAAUUUGCCACCGAAAAGAAAAUUACCUGAUUACUAUGAAAAAAUAAUCGAGCCUAUCGACUUGAGCACAAUAGAUCAGUGCAUCGGCACUGGUCAUUACAAGACGGCGGAUCACUUCGAUCAAGAUAUGAUAAGACUCUUCGACAACAAUGUCAGAUACUUCGGCAGGACAUCUGAGGUAGGAAUCGCCGCGGCAAGACUCCGGAAGUUGUACUUAGGGAGGAAACCUGAUUUCGUGGAUCCAAUAACGGAAGCGACAGGUUCUCCGCCAUCCCAGGGCUUCUUGCCACCUCGUGGUUCCACGGCCGGUGAAGAGGAUGUGAUCAGAUGCAUUUGCGGGCUGCAUAGGGACGAAGGUUUAAUGAUCCAGUGCGAGCGGUGUCUCGUUUGGCAGCAUUGCGACUGUGUUAAAGCGGAUACAAGCGCCGACUCUUACUUAUGCGAAAGGUGCCAACCACGCGAAGUUGAUUUGGAGAUUCCAUUGGAGGGCGAGGAGGAGGAGGAGGAAGGCAAGAAGCAUUAUGUAACGCUGUUGCGAGGUGAUCUACAACUUCGACAAGGUGAUACUGUAUACGUUCUGCGGGACACACCUGAUAAGCACACGUACAAGACUAUACAGAAGCCCGACUACGAGCAGAUGGACAUUUUUAGAAUCGAACGUUUAUGGAAAAACAACGAGGGUGAGAGGUUCGUAUUUGGACACCAUUAUCUCAGGCCCCACGAAACGUAUCACGAGCCAACGCGAAAAUUCUAUGUGAACGAAGUCGUGUGUGCCCCGCUGUACGAAGCUGUUCCUUGCGAUCUUGUGGCCGAGCGAUGCUGGGUAUUGGAUCCUCAUACUUUCUGUAAAGGACGUCCAGUCGGCUCGACUCCCGAACAUACUUACGUGUGCGAGUAUCGCGUCGAUCGUGCGGCGCGACUCUUCACGAAAGUCGCCAGAUCUAGGCACGCAGUGUGCACCAAACCUUACGCAUUCGAAACCUUCCCGCAACGUGCAAAGCAUUAUCGCACUUACUUGCCUCAUAGUCUGGACGGAAUCAAGUUGUCUAAAGAAAAGAAGAAGCACAACAAUCAAGAAGCAGAUGGAAAUCAAAAGUUGGAAUCCGGUGAUAAUGUGAAAGCGCAUAGCAAGGAACACAAAUACGGUAGCAGGACCAGACGAAGGUCGGGCGAGAUUUUGACGAUCGCGCCGUCGACAACAUCGUACGCUCAGAGAGAGGAACAGAGGAAAAAAUUGAACAACAUUCUGCUGAAUCUCUUGCACAAGAUGCCGAAUAAAAAAGAUCCGUUAGAUCUAUCGUUUCUUCUAGAAAGGAACAGGCGAAACCGGAAAAGACCCGGUGGACUCAACCCGUGACAGUGGGUAUCACAACGAUAAUAUAAUACUGUGUGUAUAUAAGCAGGAAAUCUAGAGCUAAUACUAAUUUCAAUCUCAGUCAGAUUAAUAGGUAGGUGGUUAAAUCCGAUUAUUCUAAACAUGGUUCUGCUACGUGAAUCAAGAUAAUAUUGAACAUUAUCCCUCCCCUUCUCACCCUCCUCUCUCUCUCUCGCUCUCUCUCUCUCAAUGAGAAAAGCGUGGGAGAAUUCUCCUCUUUGUACAACCCGUCCAUUGGUGUAACUUAUAUCGAUAUCGUAUAGUCGGGAAUAACAUUUGUCUGAGCUAAACAAUUAUCGAUCAAUGCUUCCCUUUUGUAAACAAUUUUUCUUUUUAAUACAUUGCUAUAUUUUACUCCAUGAGAAAAUUACCUCGAUUUUCGGUCGUCAGAUUCUCUCUGUACCGGAUAGUAAAUAAACGAUAACGUAGCGUGAUGAAUAGUGAUAUCGUUGCAUCAAAGCAAAUAAUAUUAUUGAAAAAAUGCUUCUCCGCUAGUAUGUGUGCACGUUAUGAAAUACCGCGUUUAAAAAUGGCUCCUAUUUCUUCCUAUUUUUACCACUUUUCAGAUGCGCAAAUUAAUAUCAUUCUCCUAUAAAAUUUAUAGAUCUUAACGUGUAUUGUUUAGUUUGCUCCCGACUUUUCAAUUAGACUAUACAAUACAAAAUGCUAUUAAGAAAUUUCUCAUGUUGGAAUGUAUCUAUAAAAAGAAUAAACUUACCUAAGAAUCCACAGGAAGUAUUUAGUACGAUAACACAGGAUUCUCCUAAGACUCUUUAAUUCUGGCAAAACCGUUAUAUACUCUCGAGAAGACGAUUUAAAGGGAAAUGGAAAAAAUUAGAACAUUAAAUGAGUCGUUUUUUUUUUAUAAAUAUAUUCCGGGAAUUUUUGGAAUAGCACCUUGUGACAUUAGGAAUUAUAUCGUAAACAAUGUCUGUAGAUACUUCAGAUUAAGUAGACGCUCGUUUUAUUAUAGGAUAUUUAAGAGAGGAAGGCUAAGAACAUACAGUUGUUUCUCUCCCCCGAAAGUUGGGCUUAUCGCAACUAAUAUUAAUGUAAUCGCGAGUCACACACAAACUUGUAUAGAAAAUCGUUUGUACAUUUUUUCAUAGUUGCGUAGCUGAAUGUACAAAUUACACGUUACGUGGAGUAAGGAUUAUCGAAAGAGUAGAGACACGUUAUACCAGUGCGAAUGUGUGCGGAACCGGCUGGAGAAUAACAAGAAAUAUGUGAAUACGAGCAUGCAUGUAUUAUGUACGCGUGAUGGCGCUUUAUUGCACAGAAGUAAUAUUAUAUUUUUCAUAAUCCCAAUGUUAUUUGAAUCCAGUGUAACAUACUUUCUUCACUUUACAAAAGUCUUUACUAAUGUAUUUAAUUUACUCAUUAUAUAUAUAUAUAUAUAAUAUAUAUAUGUGUGUGUGUGUGUAUGUAUAUAUAUAUAUAAAAUUCUGUAGCUAUAUGUUCCAGAAAAGCCUACUGGUCUUCAAAUUCAGAAAAAUAUCUCCCAAAUUGGUCUUCUUCUCAGCAAUAAAAAUUCUUAAACACUAUACGAUUCAUCAUACUGUUGCAAGGUUCUAUUAAAACUUAUAGCUAUAAAACUAUAAGUUUUAUAUUUUAUUAUUUGUUUGCUUAAGUAAUAAAUUGCUGUUUUUCUAUACACCAUAGAAUCUUGCAAUAAUACUCUGAUGAAUUGUAUAGUGUUUUUAUUGCUGAGAAGAAGCGUACCGAUUUGGAAGAUAUUUUUCUGAAUUUGAGGGGUUUUCCUGGAACAUACAAGUAAAGAACCAGAAUGCCUAGAUAUACACACAUACACAUAUAUAUAUAAAAAUAUAUUGAUAUGGAAUUAUUAUAUAGUCAAACGCGACCGGAUGGGUCUUGUAGUGAUUCCACGAUUGUACAUAUGUACUCAGGACUCCAUAUUUAUUAUUGCAUUACACAGUAUGGUAGAUACAUUAUUACAAGAACGUUUGGUAUACAUGAAUCUUACUUUUUUUUGUUUUCUCUCUCUCUCUCUCUCUCUCUCUCUCACAUAUACUAGAUUAUUCCAUAUAUGUUAGAUUUACUUUUACGGAAACUUUUGAUAUUACAUUUAACGUAAGACGAAAGUAUUUAAAGUGUGUUUAAUUAAAGAUAAUAUUAUAUUAAUGUACCGUGUAUGUAUAAUGUUAACACAAGAGAUAUUUAUAUUUAUUUAAUUAGAAUCAUUAUUUUUGAGCGCUCGCCUUUUUUUUCACUCGGUGUAUCAGCAGUGAGUAAAUCGCCGAAAUAUUUAUUAUAUUGUGUAAUUCAAAAAUAAAAGAAAGGAGACGCGAAGCUGGCCUUCUACGUAAGUAGUGUAUCAUAAAGGGGACACACGGUUUGUGCGAGUUGUUUUCGAAACGAAUUUAAGGAUACUAAUAUUGAUCUGUAUUGGUUUCAACGAGCGAAUUGUAUAAAAGGACGUCGAACGUCAUCGCCACGUAUUUUCCAUGACAUAUAUAAAUAUAUAUAUACUAGUUGCAUCUCUCCCACUCGAUUAUCUUUACGCGAUUUUUGUCCGUUAAGAGUAUGCAAAAAAAAAUGCAACAUAUAUUUAUAUCAUAUUGAUAUCAAAGACAAUAUAUUGGCAAUCAUUGACUAUCGCUUUAUUCUAAAAUAUAUAAUUAUAAUAUUCUAAUUAUAAAUUAUAAAUUAUAUUAUUCUAAAAUAUAUAUAUAUAUUUAUGGUCAUAUAUUUUUUGUGAGAUAUUUUUAGCGAUUCGGAAAUGUUUUGCUGAUUAUAUAUUUCUAUUUGCUUUUCUACCUACUCAUGAUGCAUUCUGCUAUACACACGAUGUUUCUAGGCAUGACCUUUCAUCCGUAGAUGAGCCAUUCUUUCUCAGUUAUGUAACAAUGUCGUUAACAAAUAUAACUACAGGUGUAAUAAUUCGAUCUUCAUUCGAAUAUCUUAAAACCACAUGCUGUACAAUGAAUAAAUUAUACGAUUGAAUACGUUCCGUACAAUAUUGUGCAUUGUACGUUACUUUUAAAAGGGAUGCCAUGCAAUUUUUGUAAUUGUACGAAUGAAAAUGCAUAUCAUGUAUGAUUUUUUAAAUUAAUUCAUGUUAUUGGUAAGGUUUGAUGAGACCGAUUGGGAGUCUAAUGUUAUAUAAACGGAUCCUUGCGUACUUUUAUACCAAAAAAUCGGCAAGAUCCAAUUAUUUUUUCACGUGUGAAAUAUCUUUCGUCUUACGUUCAUCAAAUUAUUUUAAUCACGAAAGCGCGGCUUUAUAUGUGUCACAGCGACUUUGUUUCGCACAUCAUUAUUAAUCGUUGUUUGAAUUGUCACGCAUAUUUGAAUGCGGCACUCGGUGCAUUAGCGGUAUUUUUCAGCUCAUCAAUCAUUCGCGUAACAGUAGCUGUGUAAUAACUUGCCUUUUGAGUUUUGCUUAUACAUAAUUAACACUAUUAUAUAUAACACAUUUGUAGAUGUAAUCAAAAGAAGAAAUCACAAGAAGAAAGAAAAAGAGAAGAUUGUUGCGACGACAGUUUUCGACUACUUAUGUAGUGCAUGUACAGACCAUUGUAUUGUAUUCUGGUGAGAACACAAAUACACGUGAAAAAGUUUCCUUACAA
Linepithema humile (Argentine ant) is the source of this 10966-nucleotide messenger RNA. It is a transcript of the gene ash1, whose product is annotated as histone-lysine N-methyltransferase ash1. Gene Ontology annotation, cellular component: nucleoplasm; nucleus. The record is from RefSeq and is a predicted model, not a curated record. Gene Ontology annotation, biological process: regulation of DNA-templated transcription. Gene Ontology annotation, molecular function: protein binding; histone H3K4 methyltransferase activity; chromatin binding. Lineage: Eukaryota; Metazoa; Arthropoda; Insecta; Hymenoptera; Formicidae.